Messenger RNA from Macadamia integrifolia, 1020 nucleotides. RefSeq names its product amyloid beta A4 precursor protein-binding family B member 1-interacting protein-like. The record is from RefSeq and is a predicted model, not a curated record. The transcript is spliced from 4 exons. NCBI's taxonomy places the organism in Eukaryota, Viridiplantae, Streptophyta, Magnoliopsida, Proteales, Proteaceae. Bases 275 to 658 code for a protein of 127 amino acids.
AGUCACGCCUAUAUCUUCCGCUUGCCGCUGUUAAAAAGUGUCGUUUACUGGUCAGCUUUCUGUUUGCCCUUAGAGCCUGGGUAUGUAUCUUCCAGUUUCCAAAUCAAUGAAGGUCAAAAAGGGUAGUCGUUACAGAGUCUCCGUACGAUCUUCUGUGCAAUUCACAUACUUUGCAGAUGACGUAAAACCCUAUUUUUUAGUAACCCUCGUCAAAGUUUAUUCUGAUUGUUUCAUCUGAGAUUUUGAAUAACUGGAAGGGCUAAGGAUCUCAUCGAUGGGUGAAGAAGAAGAAGAACCUAAUCUCCCUCCUUCUCCUCAUCGUCCUUCGUCGUCCUCUCAGCCAACCACAAAUGGAGAGGAUGCUCCUCCUUCUCCUCCUCCUCCUCCUCCUCCACCACCACAGCCACGAUUCGAUCCCAGCCGAAUGAUUGGCAUUAUCAAAAGGAAAGCCCUGAUAAAAGAUCUAGCAGCUGUAUACCAUGCGGAAUGUCUUUCUUACUGUCAACAACUUUUGGAGCUCCAAAAGAAACGGGAAGAGGUCCCAUAUUACAAAGCUUAUGUGUGUAUCAACAGGACUACAGUAUAUCAUCAAGAUGUGAUGAUGGGAUUGAUUGCCUUCUCAGUUAGCAUAUCCAUUUGUGGGAAAGAAAGCUUUUGAGGAGGUGAGAAAGGAGACAUUAAGGCCACCCAAACGUCAGAAGAAGAACUCUGAAAGAAGGAAGUAAUAUAUUUUACCUUUUGGAAGGUGGUUAGGAGUAUAUAUAUGGUGCAGCUGUAUUCUGUUGAAUAGUUUGUAUUUGCAAGGAUAAUGCUCUGGCCUGAUAGGGUUCCCUACCUUGCAUUUUUGUGGUUGUAAUUGUAAUUUUGAGAUUGAUGUACUUAAUUAGGUGUGAUGUUCUCUGUCAGAUGUUAUGGCAUGGUAUUUUCUCAAGGCUUAAGAAUUGGAUAGGAAUCAGAGGAAUUGUCUGGAUUUCAUAACCUAUUUUUGAAUUGGUCUUGAAUGCAUUUAGAAUUUUCCAA